Messenger RNA from Mobula hypostoma (lesser devil ray), 12527 nucleotides. It is a transcript of the gene col12a1a, whose product is annotated as collagen, type XII, alpha 1a. The record is from RefSeq and is a predicted model, not a curated record. NCBI's taxonomy places the organism in Eukaryota, Metazoa, Chordata, Chondrichthyes, Myliobatiformes, Myliobatidae. Gene Ontology annotation, molecular function: protein binding. The transcript has 65 exons. The coding region runs from base 166 to 9114 and encodes 2982 amino acids.
GAUCGCCCCACUCUCACGGAGAGAGAGAGAGAGAGCGGACAUCGGAACAAUUUAACUAGCACUGGGAUACCCCCCAAAGACCAGAGACUCAGUCACUUCCCAGGGCGGCAGGAUUCCCCUCUCAGCGCAGAGAUAUUCAUGCUCCCGUGAGCGCAGCGGGCGAAGAUGAAGAGCAGGCUGUGCCUAGCGAUCGCUGCUGUCUUGGCAACUCUGCUUGCCGCGUCCGUGGACGCUCAAGUGGAGCCUCCCUCACAGCUCAAGUUUAAAAUUUUAACGGAAAACAGUGUUCAAUUGUCAUGGAAACGUUCGCGAGGCAGAAUCGGAGGCUACAGAUUGAAAGUAAUGCCCGGAACUGGAGGACCUGCUAAGGAAAGUGUAUUACCCCGAGGUGCAAGUAAAACAACGUUAUUGGACCUUAUUCCCGAAGUAGAAUACAACGUAAUGUUGGUUGCCUUUGACGGUUCAUUGGAUAGUGACCCAGUUUAUGGUAAAUUCACAAUCCAGACAGGCCGCACACCAACAAGACGGCCAGAGAAAGUCGACGACCUUUCCCAGAAAUGUUCCGCUAUUGCUGUGGCUGAUUUGGUUUUCCUGGUUGAUGGAUCAUGGAGUGUGGGGAGAGCCAAUUUCAAUAGGAUCAGGGAAUUCAUCUACUCCCUUGUAUCUGCAUUCGAGAUCGGAGAUGACAAGACGAGAGUUGGAAUUGUGCAAUACAGUUCAGACACAAGAACAGAGUUCAACUUGAACACAUACAACCAGAAGGUGGAUGUACUGAAUGCUGUGACCGGUCUUCCCUACAAAGGAGGAAAUACCAUGACUGGUGAUGCCAUUGAUUUCCUGGUAAAGAAUACCUUCACUGAAGAGGCUGGAGCAAGGAAAUCUUAUCCAAAAAUAGCAAUAAUAAUCACUGAUGGAAAAUCCCAGGAUCCAGUGUCAGAAAAUGCUGAAAUUCUUCGCAACAUUGGCGUUGAAGUGUUUACUUUGGGUAUAAAGGGAGCAGAACUAGAAGAAUUACAAACCAUUGCUUCCCCUCCUUUGGAGAAGCACGUUUUCAAAGUGGCAGACUUUGACAGGAUUCAAGAUGUCCAGAAUGAGAUAAUAGGCCGGGUGUGCUCUGGUGUCGAGGAACAACUUGGUGACAUAGUUAGUGGAGAGGAAGUGGUUGAACCUCCUUCCAACAUGCAAGUCUUGGAGGUCGCAUCAAAGUUCAUGAAGAUCAUUUGGGAUUCAUCGCCUGGCCAGAUCACCGGCUACAGACUCCACCUCGUUCCCAUGGUGACUGGCAUCAAAGACCACAGCGUCAAUGUCAAUGCUGACACCAGGAUGGUGGUGGUCAAAGACCUCACCCCCAACACCACGUACCAGAUUAAACUUUACGCCAUGCGCGGGCUGACGUCCAGUGAUCCGGUGAUGCUUAUGGACAAGACAAAGCCCAUGGAUGUGUCAGUUGAAUGUACCCUGGAUGAGAACGCGCAGGCUGAUGUUGUCCUCUUGGUUGACGGCUCCUACAGCAUUGGCCUGAGCAACUUCGCUAAGGUGAAGGAUUUCCUGGGGACCUUGGUUAAGACCUUCCAGGUUGGUCCGAACCGUAUCCAGAUUGGACUGGUGCAGUAUAGCCGGGACGCAGUGACAGAGUUCACCCUGAACAAGCACUCAACGCUCCAGGAUGUGGUGCGAGCCAUCCGCACCUUCCCGUACCGCGGCGGCUCAACCAACACGGGUAGGGCCAUGACCUACGUGAGGGACAGGAUCUUCGUCAGGGAGAGUGGCGCCAGGACCAACGUGCCACGGGUGAUGGUGCUAAUCACCGAUGGCAAAUCCUCUGAUGCCUUCAAGCUCCCUGCUCAGAGGUUGCGAGACAUCGGCGUGGAGGUCUUCGCUGUGGGUGUCAAGGAUGCCGUGUUCAGCGAGCUGGUGGCCAUCGCCACGCCCCCUGAGAACACUCACGUGUAUCAGGUGGACGACUUUGAUUCCUUCCAGAGGGUAUCGACGAAGCUCACGCAGACGCUGUGCCUCAGGAUUGAGGAGGAGGUGAAGGCUAUCCGGCAGCGGACCUUUUCCUCGAUCAAGAACUUGACGACAUCCGAAGUGACCUCUCGUAGUUUCCGGGUGAGCUGGAUAGCUGCUGGCCCAGACGUUGUCACCUAUCUGCUGAGCUAUAAAAUGGAAGCUGGUGGUGACACCAUGUCCAUCCAGAUCCCUGGCGACCAAACAACCAGUGUGCUAACCGACCUCCUGCCUGAUACACCCUACCUCGUCAGCGUGGUCGCAAUGUACAGUGAUGGGAAAAGUGUGCCUGAGCAUGGAAGGGAUACCACCCUUGAAGAAUUUGGGCCACCAAGUAACAUGGAGAUAUUUGAUGAAACAAUGGACAGCUUCAGGGUCAGAUGGUCACCGGCGCCUGGUAACGUUCUUCAGUAUAAGCUACAGUAUGUGCCGGAAUUUGGCGGGGAGAUCAGAGAAACAAGCGUCGAUGGAAGGAUGACAGAAACAAUUCUUCAGAACCUGCUCCCAAACACCAAGUACUCUGUGAAGGUUCUGGCACGGUAUCGAACACUAGAUGGUCAACCAUUAGCUGGAGAAGGCACAACCAAAGAAGAACGUGGUUCUCCUCGUGACCUUGUGACCAGAAAUAUCACACCCACCACAAUCGAUGCUUCGUGGACACCAGCCCCGGGCAAUGUGCAGAGUUACCGCAUCACCUGGAAGUCGCUCUUUGGUGAUGACAGAGGAGAAAAGCUGGUCUAUAGCGACACUCCGUAUACAACGCUGGACAAUCUGCAGCCAGAAACCAAAUACCAAAUCCUCGUCUAUGCCACUUACGCUAGUGGGGAAGGAGACCCACUGGAAGGAGAGCAGAUCACUGACGCUACCCCAGAGGGCAAGGCACUGGUGGUAACGGAUGAAAGGCUCAACAGUUUUCGAGUGCAUUGGAAGCCCGCUCCAGGCAAGGUAGUGAACUACCGUGUCACUUACAGGCCCACAACUGGAGGUCGACAAAUUAUCACCAAGAUUGCAGGCCAUCUGACCAGCGCUGUCCUCCGACGGCUCAGUCCCCAGACAACGUACAAUGUCUCUGUCAUUCCCUUUUACAGGAAAGGUGAAGGCAAAGCAAGACGGGGACAAGGAACUACAGCUUCACUAUAUAAACCUCCCCAAAACUUAACAACCUCCGAUGCAGCAAGAACAAGUUUCAGAGUGACGUGGGAGCCUUCCCCCGGGGAGGUAACAGGAUAUAAAGUCAUCUACCAUCCAAGAGGAAGAGAAGAACAGCAGGGAGAAUUGGUAGUAGGUCCUUAUGAUACUACCGUGGUCCUGGAAGAGCUGAGGGCUGGCACCACCUACAAAGUGGCUGUGUCUGGGAUGUUCGAAGAUGGUGAAAGUGUGCCGUUACUGGGGGAAGAACAAACAACAUUGUAUGACGUUAAUCCAGAGUUGCCUUUGGGACCUCCAGGGCUGCAGUGUACCACAACAGCGGCCGCAGACAUCGUGCUGCUGGUAGAUGGCUCCUGGAGUAUUGGGAGGCUAAACUUCCGCCAGAUCAGAAGCUUCAUCGGCAAGUUGAUCCAGGUGUUUGAGAUUGGCCCGCGAAGAGUGCAAUUCGGUCUGGCACAGUACAGUGGAGAUCCAAGGACCGAGUGGAACCUUAAUCAAUACAAGGACAAGAGGAGCUUACUGGACGCUGUGUCUUCCUUACCUUACAAGGGUGGCAACACCUUAACAGGCAUGGCUCUCAACUACAUUUUGCAAAACAACUUCAAGGACGACGCUGGCGCCCGACCAAAUGCACGGAAGAUCGGUGUCCUCAUCACUGACGGGAAAUCGCAAGAUGAUGUCAUUAGUCCUUCGGAGACUCUGCGUAACAUUGGGGUGGAGCUCUAUGCUGUCGGUAUUAAGAAUGCGGAUGAAGCUGAACUGAAACAGAUCGCCUCCGAUCCAGACAACAUUCACAUGUACAACGUGGCUGAUUUCUCCCUGCUGUCCGAAAUCGUUGAUGACCUCAGCAUUAACCUUUGCAACAGCGUGAAAGGACCAAGUGGAGUGGAUCCUCCAAGAAACCUGGUGACCUCUGAAGCUACCCAUCAGUCCUUCCGUGUGACGUGGGAGCACUCCGACUCGAGCGUGGAUCGGUACAGAGUGGAGUACCAUCCUGUGGGCGGAAGCAGGACAGAAGAGGUUCUUGUAAGUGGGAGAACAAGGACUGCGGUGCUGACGAAUCUGCAACCAAACAAGGAGUACGUGGUUAGAGUGUACGGACUGCUGGAGGGUGAAAUCAGCGAACCACUGGAAGGGGUAGAAACCACUCUCCCCAUCCCUUCCAUCAGGAACAUUAACACUUACGCCAUUACUCCAACCACGAUGAACGUCAGAUGGGAACCAACCAGCGGAGCCUCAGGAUAUAUGUUGCUGUAUGCACCGGUUAAUGCCACCACACCUACUGCAGAGAAAGAGGUGAAGGUUGGCGCAGAUGUUACUGAUGUAAGGCUGACUGAAUUAUUUCCAAAUACCGAGUACACGCUUACAGUUCAUGCCUUGUAUGGUGAUGUCCUUAGUGACCCACUGAGCAUGCAAGAAGUUACCCUGCCUCUGCGUGGACCCAGGAAUAUCCGCUUCUCCGAUGUCACUCACAGCAGCAUGAGGCCUCACUGGGAUCGAGCUCCAGGCAGGGUCCUGAAGUACAUCAUCCGCUACGCUGAAGUGGGAGAUGAGGUCACCAAGGAGCUGGAGGUGCCUGGCAGCGAUACCUCGGUCCCCCUCACAGGGCUGGUGUCCCAGACAGAGUAUGAUAUUUCAGUGUCAGCCGUGUACGAUGAAGGGGUGUCCAUUCCUCUGACUGGCCGGGAAAGCACCAAGGUGGUCCCAGCACCAACGGAUCUUCGCUUCAGUAACGUCGGGGAGACGCGGUUCCGUGUCCACUGGAAACAUGGAGCACAAGAUGUGGCCCUCUACAGACUGACCUGGGUUCCAUCGGGUAGAAGCAACAAAGAGGAGGUGAUCUUAAAUGGCCAAGAUACCAACCAUCUGUUAGAGGGCCUGAAUCCCGACACAGUUUAUGAUGUAUCUGUGACAGCCAUUUAUCCAGAUGAAAUGGAAAGUGAAGAUCUCUUCGGUUCCCAGCGUACAUUGGCCAAGGUAGUUCCGACCACUCCAGUUCCCUUGACACCUCCUCGCAACCUCCAAGUGUACAAUGCCACCUCACACAGCCUAACUGUGAAAUGGGAUCCCGCCAGUGGUCGAGUCCGAGGAUACAGGGUUAUCUAUGCUCCAAUGACCGGGGACCCCAUCGAAGAAACGGUCACAGUGGGCUCAAGAAUGAACAGUGUGGUGUUGCAGAAGCUGGAUCCCGAUACACCGUACUUAAUCAGAGUUGUGUCCGUUUCCAGAACCGGAGAUGGUGGACAGAUAACUGGCAAUGGCAGAACAAAGCCACUUGCUUCGGUCCGCAAUCUAAGGGUGUACAACCCAACAACUAGUUCACUGACUGUGAGCUGGGAUCCCGCCGAAGGUAUCGUACGACGCUACAAGAUUCGUUACGUUCCAUCCACAGGGCCUGGAAAUGAGGAAGAGGUCAUGGUCUCAGGAAACACACACCAUACAGUCCUCAAGAGUCUGCAUCCUGAUACGCCUUAUGAUAUUUCAGUGGUCCCUGUGUUCCGGGAAGGUGAUGGGGCUCCAAAGUCCAGCAGUGGAAGAACAUUAAUCCGUGGGUCACCUGGUAACGUUCAAGUCUACAACCCAUCACCGAACAGCCUGAACGUCCGCUGGACCAGCGCUCCAGGUCCCGUUCAGCAGUAUAGGGUGGUUUAUGCACCUCUGACUGGGACUCGACCCUCACAAUACAUGGUGGUACCAGGGAAUGCCAACAACGUGCUUCUGGAACGCCUGCAGCCAGACACGCCAUACUCUGUGAACGUGGUGGCCCUGUACUCGGACGGGGAAGGAGGCCAGCUCUCCAGCGAUGGCCGAACAUUAAGCCGGAGUGGACCAAGAAACAUGAGGGUGUAUGAUGCGACCACCAAUACCCUAAGUGUGAGCUGGGACCAUGCGGAAGGGCCAGUCCAACAGUACAGGAUCGUAUACGCCCCAACAGUCGGAGACCCAAUUGAGGAGUUUACCUAUGUUCCUGGAAGAAGAAACAACGUGAUCCUACACUCUCUCAUGCCUGACACUCCAUACAGAAUCAAUGUGGUGGCCAUGUACGAUGAUGGGGAUGGAGGACAGCUGACAGGAGAUGGCAGGACAGUGGGCCUGCUGGAACCUCGCAAUCUUCGGGUGUCCGACGAGUGGUACACACGUUUCCGCGUCACAUGGGACCCUGCACCAUCACCAGUCCUGGGGUACAAACUUGUUUACCAGCCCACAGGCACCAACGAGAAAAUGGAAGUGUUUGUGGGAGACAUGACAUCCUACACACCACAAAACCUGAAGCCUGGCACAACGUAUGAUGUCAAGGUCUAUGCCACCUAUGAAUCUGGAACCAGUGAAGCUUUGACAGGCCAAGGAACUACCUUGUACCUGAACGUGACAGGAAUAAAUACGUACAAUACCGACUGGGACUCCUUCUGUAUCCGGUGGAACCCUCACAGGGAAGCUACUUCCUACCGAAUAAAGCUGCGACCUGUCGAUGUUUACGCUGGUGGACAUCAGGACAUUACGAUCAAUGGUGCUGAUUCUAGUUACUGCUUCACUGGUCUCUCCCCGUACACUCUCUACGAUGCCGUCGUAUACACUCAGCUUCCAAACCUGGAGGGUCCUGGAGUCAAUGUGCAAGAGCGUACAUUGAUCCGUCCAACAACUCCUCCAACAGAACCACCUUCUCCUCCCCCACCACCGACUAUCCCACCUGCUCAGGAAGUCUGCCUGGGUGCAAAGGCCGACCUGGUGUUCUUGGUUGACGGCUCUUGGAGUAUUGGGGACGAAAACUUCCACAAGGUCUUGCAAUUCUGUUUCGACACUAUUGGGGCUCUCGAUGAGAUCAGCCCAAAUGGAAUGCAGAUUUCACUUGUUCAGUUCAGUGAUGAUGCGAAAGCGGAGUUUAAAUUGAACACUUACCAUGACAAAGGAACAGUUCUUGCUGCUCUGCAGAUGAUCCAGUACAAAGGAGGAAACACAAGGACAGGCCGAGCUCUCAAAUAUAUGAACGACAACGUCUUGAUUCGCUCGAAUGGCAUGAGGAAGGGUGUGCCCAAGGUGAUUGUUGCGGUGACCGACGGACGUUCACAGGAUGAGGUUAAGAAACCUGCACUUGCGUUGCAGGAAGCUGGUUACAGUGUGUUUGUCGUGGGGGUCGCUGACAUUGACAUCAAUGAGUUGAAAAACAUUGGCAGCAAGCCCAGUGAGAGGCAUCUCCUCUUUGUGGAUGACUUUGAUGCCUUCGCGAAGAUUCAGGAUCAGCUCAUCACCUUCCUUUGUGAAACAGCAACUUCAACUUGCCCACUGAUAUAUCUCAAUGGAUUCACAACACCAGGUUUCAGAAUGCUGGAGGCGUUCAAUAUGACAGUGAGAGAUGCCGCAGCUGUCCCUGGAGUGUCUAUGGAGCCAGGGUCUUUCAACAGCUUUACGUCUUACAGGAUUCAUAAGGAUGCAAACCUUCAGCAACCUACAGUAGACAUCCAUCCGAGUGGUUUGCCAUCAACCUACACCAUUAUGAUGCUUUUCCGCAUUCUCCCAACCACCUCUUCUGAGCCCUUUCUCAUCUGGCAGAUAGUCGACGAAGACUACAAGCCAGAAGUUGGAGUUCUUCUAGAUGGUAACAGCCAAACACUAUCAUACUUUAACAAGGAUGAGAGAGGAGAAUCUCAGACUAUCACAUUUGAUAACGAAGAUGUAAAGAAACUAUUUUAUGGAAACUUCCAUAAGGUUCAUAUUCUGGUAAAUCAAAACAGCGUUAAAUUGGUUGUGGACUGUCAAGAGAUCGAAGAGAAACUGGCAAAUCCUCCCGGCAAUAUAUCAAUCAGUGGAUAUGAAAACCUCGGGAAAAUGGCUAAAGCCAGAGGUCCAAAGGGCAAGUCUGCUGCUUUUGAGAUCCAAAGUUUUGACAUCAUCUGCAGUCUGGGUUGGGCCAUGAGAGACAAAUGCUGUGACAUCCCAUCUAUGCGAGAUGAGGCAAAGUGCCCGCCCCUUCCUCAUGCCUGCACGUGUUCUCAAGAUAGCAUUGGGCCUCCAGGACCGCCCGGACCAUCUGGUCAAGUUGGUAGCAAAGGACCAAGAGGAGAAAGAGGCUUAAAUGGAUUACCUGGUCCAUUAGGUCCUCGUGGUGAGCCAGGCCCUCCAGGUCCACAAGGGCUGCCAGGUCCUCAGGGUCCUAAUGGACUGUCACUCCCAGGAGAACCAGGACGUCCUGGAAUGAAAGGAGACGCAGGUGAACCAGGGUUGGCAGGACGACCAGGAUUAACUGGCCGGUCCGGCCCAGCAGGUACACCAGGAUCAGACGGCCCACGGGGCUUCCCAGGUAAAGACGGACCAAUUGGUCCACGUGGACCACCAGGGCCAAUCGGAACUCCAGGUAACCAAGGUCCCCCUGGUCAACCUGGUAUUCAAGGAAAGCAAGGUGUCACAGGAGUGCCGGGAAAAAUGGGACCAAAGGGCGAUAAAGGCGACCGGGGAGACUUUGCCUCUCAGAACAUGAUGAGAGCAAUUUCAAGACAAGUCUGUGAACAGAUGAUGAACAACCAAAUGAGAAGAGUGAACUCACUGAUAAACCAGAUUCCUAAUGGUUACCAGAGUAACCGUGCAGAACCUGGACCACCUGGCCCACCCGGACCACCAGGUAACCCUGGAGCAGUAGGAGAAAGAGGACCCCCUGGUCCAGCAGGUUUCCCAGGCUCACCUGGAGUUCAAGGAAGAGUUGGUGAAAGAGGACCUCCAGGAGAAAAGGGCGAACGAGGUAGUCCUGGUAUUGGGAAGCAAGGAUCACCAGGUUUACCUGGACCUCCUGGCCCGCCAGGGGAAUCAAGGACUGGCCCAGCAGGAGCCCCAGGUCCAAGGGGACCACUAGGGCCACCUGGUCGUCAAGGACAUUAUGGGAGCCGAGGUCCAGUUGGCCCUCCUGGUUACUGCGAUACCUCAAUGUGUGCAGGCAUACCUUACAACGGAUAUCCAAGUUCCGGAUAAAUUUUACUAGAUACUCAUGAUGCUUACAAAAAACCGAAAAGUCCUGUUUCUGAAAUAUUUGUUCCCGAUCUUAAUAAGAAAUGAGCCUUUUUGGAAAAUUCACCAGGAGUUGAUUUAACGAACUCUGUUGACCACCAGUUCUUCAUAAGGAGAGAGAGAGAAAAACACACCUACUAAACUAAGCGAGCUCGCAGUCCUAUACAUGAAACAGACGCCAGAGAUGCCUGCCCAUUUAAGACUGUUUCAUCGUGAAGCAAACAAAAAACAAAGAAAUUUCACACACGAACAAGGCUUAAACUUACAACUAACCCAAUGGGGGUUGUAUUAUUUUCCAAGCAACAAACAAAAAAAACACAGUUUCUUAGCUCGGAAUGUUCAAACUAUUUUGUCGUAUUGUUUCUGUAAAUAACUAAUUGUGGCAUUUAAAUGGUUCAAACUGAAUCACGUCCAACACGAGCUGUGUCGUGUAUUAAAUGUUUAGGCCUACUACAUGCUAUCAGCUUUAGAAAGUAACCAUCUUUUGUAUUAAAGGACAUCGCCCAAAAAAUGAUGCAAAAAUGGAAAGAAUCAUAGAACUAUAGAGGGUUUGUGAAAUUUGUCUUUGGUAGUCCAUGAUGCGCAAUCGCAUAUCGGCUGUCGGUUCUGGUGCAAGAGAACUUUGGAUGGAAUAUAAAACAGUCAGCCGAUCAGUUAAUGUCAGUAUUCGUUCCUGGCCUAGACAAAUUUCGUAUCAAAAUCUUUCUGUGAGUGGAUGAUGGACCUGGGGGCACAAGGGGGUGGGGGUGCAGUGGGAGUGAGGUAAAAAUAACUUAUUUCAGACUUCAUGAACGUCACUAUAUAUAUAUAUGUAUUUAAAAUGUUAUGGUUUAGCUAGAUAAAGUUUGCAUACUUGUAGGUGCCGCUCACAAGAUCAACAGGGAAAAGAAAUCAGGUGGCUUUGCUGUUGUGGUUUUUCCAGCUGCACAGUUGGUAAUAAUCUAGCAACGUACCACAAAUCCUCAGUCUGAAUUUUCAAUUCCUGCUUGCUGGUAGGGAGCCAUCCGCAGUCACUCCUUCCUCUCAUCUAUGUUCCAGUUGAGCCAAGUUCUCACUGGAUAGCAGGAUUUGUGAAUUUAUACCCCCAGAUUUUAGCAAAGGAUCCAACACUGUUCCUACUUUCUGUCCGCUCUUUUUUCACAGCUACCUCGCGUUUCUUUCCACCUCCCUCCCCCCCCCAACCAUUUUCCCCAUGAGAGUCAUUAUUUAAAAGUGCUAUCAUUUUCAUGUUGCUGUUAUUGGGUCUUCUUCAAUAGCUUUGGGCAGUUCAAAUCAGACUAUUUGUUAUUAGCAUUGACUAUGCUGAGACGUAUGUAAAAUGGUUAACUUCCAAGAUCUAAUACUGCAUUGCAUGAUUUAAGCUGCCCUAGCUUAAAAGUGUAGCAUUGGUUAUGCUUCAUGUUCAGUUCCUGUUUCCACAAAUUCAUUUAUCCUGCAAGAAAGAAAUGUCUUAACAAAUCUUACCGAUGAUUUUUUAAAAAGCAAUUCUAUUAUUCCCCAGUGUUUUGUGAGAAAAUAGUAUAAUUGUGCAAAAGACUCAUUUUCAAGGGAUGUAAAUCAAAAUGUGCAAAAAAAUGUAAACAUAUAUAUAUAAAAAAAUGAAUGUGUUGUAAGAUUUUGUAUCCAACAUGUUGUGUACACAUGUAAGUGUGAGGACUGGUAGGCUGCCAAUUAUAGUGUUUGAUAUAUGAGACCCAUAUUUCCAACCAGGACAAUACGGACAACCUUACCGUCCAGAAACCCAUGUUGUUCCCAUAGCAAGGGGAGAGGAUGAAGAGAUCGACCAAAUUGAAAGUGAAAUUCAGUCGCCUGGAUUUAGUCGAAUGCAAUCAUGAGGACCGUUCAUCUUUGUUCCAAAAGAAGGGAGAGGCAUGAAGAGGCAUUAAAUCUGGUUGAAUUUACAAUCUGUGCCUUAUUACCACAACCACAUCUGCAGAAGCUUCUGUGUUUUUGAUCAUUUAAUUUUUGAAUGAUUAGCUAGAGAGUAUUCAUGGCUUGAUUUAUGAAUGUUCAGUAAUAGGUUUAUAUCUGACAUAAAAUUAUUUCACAAAGAAAGGAAAGAAUUCUGCCUUAUUGAAAAUAGUAGAUACAUCAUAAAUCAUAAGACCAUAAGGUAUAGGAGCAGAAUUAGUCCCUUCAGCCCAUCAAGUCUUCCCUGCCAUUCCAUCAUGGCUGAUUUAUUAUCCCUUUUGACUCCACUUCUCUGCCCUCUCACGGUAACCUUUGACACCCUGACUAACCAAGUACCUAUCAAUCUCCGCUUUAAAUGUACCCAAUGAUGUGGCCUCCAGAACUACGGACCAACGUGUUGUUAUCAGCAUCAUGUGACAUAUAUAUCACCCUAUAUGUCAAAUAUGGGACUGUUUUACGUGACAUCAUGUAACAUUAUGGCGUUGGAGUAGUUGGAAUCCACACAAUAAUUUCCACUACAUAAAAUGCAUUAAAGCUUACUCUAAAAAUCAUAUUGUUAAAAACAAUGGUAAGCUUUCUUAUUAUGUUGUAACUAUGGCAAUGAUAUUAGCCCUCCCUAUCCUCCUUGUCAUCAUUUGUAAAGCGGCAUUCCUAUACACAAGACUAGCAAACAAACACACUUUUUGCACACUCACCUGUUACUUUCAUCUAACUGUGUAUAUGCUUUUGCCUUCUAACACAUCCUUGCUGUUAUUCUCAGUCUACAUAGAUUGAUUUUAACUGCAUCCCCGUUCAUUCUAAAUCACCCAAAAACACCCCAAAAAAGUUUUCUCAAAAUAUUUUUUAAAAAUCCAAAGCAUUUUCCCUCAUCAAUCCACGCCAUAGUCUCUUUCCCAUUUUCAACUGCCCCCAUUAUGCCCACAUCCACAAUGGUUACUAUGAGCCUUUACCCCACUGUUAGCACUUCUCAAGUGCUGUUCGAACAAUAGCGACAAUUAGCUAAAGACAAGCUUGUCAAUACAUUCCAGUAAUUAUAUAGUGCACCUGUAUUUUAAGUUAUAAGCUUAUAGGAAUAUUUUACUUUAUCUUACAAGUGUAUCGGCUGGUUACAUCAAAAGUUAAGAGCAACACACUCUUAAAGAGGGUACUAAUAGAUUCAUUGUACCUACCAGACACAGUACUUAACACUGCUUACAACUAUUUGUUACAUUAAGACUUUAAUACUUUUAAGUGUAAAUGUGCUGGUUCUCAGCAGAAUUGUUACAAAAGAUGAUGGAAAAGCAUGUCUGAUGUAUAUUUAGUAUGGAACUUCUACCAGAAUAUAGUGUUUUCGGAAACUAGAAUGCAGUUGGAAUCUUUGCAAGCCUAUGGAUAUAGAUUUGCUGCUUCGUAUUUGUAACUGCAGAUUGUGAAUUUCACAGCCUAAAUUUCCUAUUUAUUUCUGAAACAAAAGAGGCAUUUUUCAA